AUGGAUAAUUCAAUUGACUCCUCAAAUGAUCAGCGAGAGCAACGUAAAUACUCACUCAACCACAUAUCGAGUACCGAUGAGAAUAGCAAAAGGCGAUCUAUUACUAAUCCCACAAUACUACUUGGAAGUAUGGCUGAAUCGAUACCAAAUACGACAAACAAUUCCAAGAUAGCAAAGGAUCUAAUAGAUGACGACGAUCACUUUCAUUUGCCAAGUGACCUCAAUAAUUUAGCACUAGAUACUAUGAAUUCUUCUACACCUCAAAAAACUUCAAUUGUAGAUAGUAUUCUAACAAAGCCUAUAAUAGAGGAGGAUGAACAUACGCCAAAUGAGAUGGGAUUAGAUUUUAGGGAAGACGGCUGGAAUAUAGACACUAGUGAUAGUGUUUCAAGUAAAGAUAUCCCAACUGUAACUGCUGAAAUGACCCCAUGGAAAAACAAGAAAUCAAGCUCUUUAAUAGACCCACCCCCAAAUUUCAACAUACCUAAUAUCAAGUCGUCCGUAAAUUCAUCUGAACAUCUAAAACCUUUGUUAAAAUCAUCCCUAGAUAUGACAGAUAUUCAAAAAAUUGCGGACAAUGAUCGUCUUGAUUCUAUAACUAGAGAUAUCAAUCCUAUGGAAUACGAGAAGAUGAGACGAUCAAUCGCCUCCCUAAGAAUGAAAUAUAAUGCCCUUGUUGAAAUGAUAAAACAAAUAAAUCUAGGUGAUAACUUGGAGAAUGGGUUAAGCAAUAGCAAUAGGAGCUCUGUUUAUAAAAGGUUGCUCGAAAAACUUGAGAGGAAUGAUGACACAAGUGAUGUAAAGUUGGAAAAUGAAAAGCUUCUUACAAUAAUUACAGAGAAAGAUGCAACCAUUCAUAAUACACAACAUCAAUUAACUCAACUUCAGGAAGAAAAUGUCAUUAUAUUAAACAAUACAGAUGAAUAUAUAAAAACAUCAGAAAAUUUGUGCAAAAUUGUCGAUAAUGUACUCAGCUACAUAAAAAAUAUCGAUUUUAAAACUUUCCACUUAUCAGAUGAAGAGAAGAGCAUACUACAAAAGGCUAUAGACCUCAACUCAAAUUACUUCCCCGUAAAGAUGAACACUCUUGAGGCCUCGAUUCAUAAAUUGAUAACUAAUUUACAAAAUAGUGAAGAAAAUAUUCUAACAAUGAAGGAAAAAGAACAAUCCAGCCAAAGAGGUAGUAUAAUGGCGAACAGUACACAACUGAAUCAAAUUAUAACAGAAGAUAUUGGUGAGAAAAGUGUCGACCCCAACAUGGAAAUUAUAAUCCAAGAUUUACGAAAGGAAUACGAUAAUUUUAUUAAGAGUAUAGGAGAUAAAUUAAACAUGUCAUCACAGAUAGAAAAUGAAUUGAAGUUUAAAUUAUCAAGGCAAGAAGACCUUCUCCAUAAAAUAUCACUAAUCCGUAAGGAACAACAAAGUGACGUGAUAUUUGAUUCUCCCCAUAAUAUCGAAAUCGAAAAAAGACCAUCAUUGCCAGAAAAAAAUAUGGAACCUACUUUGGAUAAUUCAUAUAUUGAUCAUAUUAAAAGUUUAACCAUGCUAGCUGAGACCCAAAAAGAUAAAAUAAACGACCUAGAGUUACAGGUUGAAGACACCAAUCAAGUCAAAAAAGAAAACAAUAAAGUUCAAAAAGAGAAUAUACAAUUGAUGAGGAAAAUAGAAAAUAUCGAAGAGAUGAUUCAACAAAAGAACGAAAACUGGAAUAAUCUUAUCUCACAAUUAGAGGGGCAGGUUAAUGAACUUUUGCAUGAAAAGCAAGCUUUGGAAGAGUUAACUCAUUCACUUGAUAAUGAAAAUAAGAACGAAGAGCAAGCAAGAGAAAAUUUUGCAAAUCAAUUAAACGAUAUGAAAGAGCAUAUAGAAUAUUAUAUAAAGGAAAAUGAAAAAAUACGUGAAUCUAAUGACAGUCUAAGAAGCAUGGUCUUGCAGGUUAAAGCAUCUCAAACUAAUACAAUAAAUAAACUUGACACCGAAUUUAAUAAUUUCAAUCAAAAUCUAUUACUCCAUUUUCUUAAAGUAUUCGAAAUUCUAAAAAAUAUUAUUGAAAGACACUCCAUUGAGCAAUCCAUUCAAAAGGUGGAGAAACUGAGCAGUAUAUCAAGUUUAGAUAAUCUGAAAGAUGCUGGACCUAAGUUUGAGGUAAUUUACAUAUUUAUUGAAAUGGCCCUUGAGUCAAUAAUCCAGUCAUACACUGAAAUACUGGUAGAAACCGCACCUAUAACAAAAAAUAACUUCAGUAAUUCGAAACCUGGCAAUUCGACAAAUCAUGACAUGCAAAUCAAGAUUAAUGAGCUACAGAAAAGAUGGACAUUUGAACGAGAGAGGCGAAAACUUGAUGCAACAGCAGCAGAAGCUAAAAUUACAAAAUUGCAAAUUGAAAAUGAUUUACUAAAAGAGCAAAUAUUUAAUGCAUCCUUAAAUGAUUGA
This is a messenger RNA of Maudiozyma barnettii, 2433 nucleotides long. It is a transcript of the gene SPC72, whose product is annotated as gamma-tubulin complex subunit SPC72. The coding region runs from base 1 to 2433 and encodes 810 amino acids. NCBI's taxonomy places the organism in Eukaryota, Fungi, Ascomycota, Saccharomycetes, Saccharomycetales, Saccharomycetaceae. The record is from RefSeq and is a predicted model, not a curated record. The transcript has a single exon.